This is a messenger RNA of Prinia subflava (tawny-flanked prinia), 3531 nucleotides long. RefSeq names its product phosphoinositide-3-kinase regulatory subunit 6 (gene PIK3R6). Gene Ontology annotation, biological process: G protein-coupled receptor signaling pathway; positive regulation of MAP kinase activity. The transcript is spliced from 20 exons. Lineage: Eukaryota; Metazoa; Chordata; Aves; Passeriformes; Cisticolidae. Gene Ontology annotation, molecular function: 1-phosphatidylinositol-3-kinase regulator activity. The record is from RefSeq and is a predicted model, not a curated record. Bases 464 to 2704 code for a protein of 746 amino acids. Gene Ontology annotation, cellular component: phosphatidylinositol 3-kinase complex, class IB.
GGUGCCAGGGGCGGUGCCAGGGCUCACAGACUCAUCCCAGGGCAGCCCGACCGGCGGGGCUGGUUUGAGGGGAUUGGAGCCAGGGCAAGGCUGAGCCCCCUUCACUGCUGCCGCCCGUCCAGAGAGCGCCAGAGACCCACACGGGGACAGCUCUGUCACCGGGGGACUUCUCCGCGAAAGAGGAAGUUGUCUCGAAAUAACUCGCGCUUCCCUUUCUGCCCUGCGCGCCUCGAAGCGGCUGCAGAGCCCGGGAGCCGCCUGGGCACCCGCGCCCCGUCCCCGAUGUCCCCUGCGGGACCCUGCGGUGCCCCCCGCGCUGGCCGGGCCCCCGGGGAGGGGGCUGUGACUCCCUGAGCCCCCCGUGCCCGCCCUGAGGAAGGCACGGUCCCGGACCCGAGGCCAUGCCCGAGGGCAGUGAGGAGUUCCGUGCAGCUCCCCCACGAGCUGCAGCCUCAGCCCGGCCAUGGAGAGCUCAGAGGUGGAGUCGGACAUCCUGCGGCGGGUGCGGGCGCUGCUGCGGGAGCUGGAUGGGCACCACCCCUCCUGCCAGAGCGACCGAGGAAUGCUGCGAUGGACCCUGCACAAGAAAAUCGACCAGAAUCCCAGCACCAGCUGUGUCCUGGUCAGGAUCCUCGUGAAGGAGCUGGAAAGGGCAGAGCGAGGGGACCUGCGGCACUACAUCAUCCCCCUGCUGCACACGCUGAUGUACACCUUGAUACAGGCUCCCUGCAUCCCUGAUGAGCUCUGUGCCAGGGUUUAUGACUUCUGCAAGAGGCUGCUGACCCUGCCCAAGCCCUUCUGCACCAUUGGGCUGGACUAUGCCAGCAGGCUGCAGGUGGAGAGGACAGCCCCAGGAGCCUUGUACCAAAGGAUGGUCAUUUCCGAGCACAGCCUGCCAAGCGCCCCGUUCCCUUACCAGGAGAAGAUUUUCAUCUUUGCUGACCCAGAGCUGCUGCCUGAAGCCAUCUGCAAUGCGCUGGUCACCGACACCGAGGCGGCCCAGGUGUCCCAGAGCCCCGGGGGCUGCAUGAGCUGCGUGGUCACCCAUGCCCUGCAGGCGGCCCUGGGUGACACCUGCGACAUCCACGGCCUCAGGGCCCGACUCCAGGCCCUGCCCCCGGGGGAUGUGGAGCCCUGGUUCCAGCAGGUGGUGGCGGCCGUGGAGUGUGCGGGCAGUGAGGGCGGCUCGGAGCGGGGCCAGCGCACAGCGCGGCUGGAGAGGAUUUACCACGGCCUCCUGGGCUCCUUGCCUGCAGGGAAUGCUCCCCAGGAAGGGCUGCAGGGGACCCCUCUGCCCCACCCCAACAUCAGCUUCCACCUGUGGACAGAAGAUGAGCAGCUCUGGAAGGAGCUGGUGCUGUUCCUCCGCCCGCUGUCGCACAGCUGCGAGCCCGACUGCCUCGGGCAGGACCUGGACGCCGUGGAGAUGCAGAACAUCCUUGCGGACUGUGACUACUGCGAGCAGAGCCGCUUCUCCGUGCUGUCCACCGACAGCGGCAUCGAGCGGGACCUGCCCGCGCAGGACGAGCCCUGCGCCGUGGACACCGAGCGCUCCCGGCUCCACAGGAAGGGCGGCAUCAAGAAAAAGCUGUUCCCGCUGGACAGCGUGGCCUUGCUGCAGGCUGGCAGCGCUGUUCCCAGGGGGAAGCUCCCCGGGAAGCCGCCCAGGAGGUCAGGAAUGCCCCCGGAGCCCGCAGCCCCGCUCCAGAGGCUGCACACCGCCCGCGUGGUGCUGCUGGGGGACGAUCGCAUCCUCGGCCGCCUGGCGCAAGCCUUCCACUCCCUCAGGAAGCGGGAGGCCCGGCGAGUGUUCCUGACAGCCAGGCUGGACCUGCAGUUCUACCACAUCCCUGUGGUGCCGGGGCAGCCCUCGGCUGCUGCGGACCCUGCUGGCCCCGAGGAGCUGUGUGAAGUGGCCAGGUACCUGGGCAGGGCUGACCCCUGGUAUGAGAGCAACAUCAACACCCUGUGCCACAUGAUCCCCAAGCUGGCCACCAUGCCGUCGUUGCCGAGCAGGGCCCUGGUGACCGACCUGUUCCUCACCGAUGUCAUCGCCUACUACGCCCGCAUGGGCACGCAGCCCAUCGGCUUCCAGGUGCACUCUGUCAAGGUCCUGUUCCAGGACCCGGCACAGGACCCAGCAGAGGACGUGUUCCUCACGGAGCUGCUGGCCCAGGUGCAGGACAGUCCCUCCCACAGAGAGCUGAGCACGACCAAGAGGAAAAGCACCCUGGAGGGCCCUGGCAUCGAUCUCACUGUGACCUACAGGAAGGUUGUGCUGAGUGACCGGCAGAAGGAGCUGGCCCUGUCCCUGCGCUCCACGGGCCUGCUGAUGAAAGCCAUCCCUGCUGAGGAGGCUGAAGGCCUGGGCUGUCUGAGAGUGACCAUCACUGAAAUCAUCAGGAUCAACAACUUGGCAGGACGGUCGUUCUCAGCUGUGGCAAAUAGGUUCAAAACACGGAAUAUCAAGGUCAGGAGCCCAGAGCAGAGACCCUUCACGGUGCGGCUGGACAAGGACAGCAGGAGAACCUACAGGGACGUGAUCGGCCUGGAGGUGUCUCCCUGCCUCGAGCCCAGCUACUGCCUGCAGAAGACAAGGACCAUGAAAUUCAGCCCUGAUGAAACAGAAGACGUGGGGCUUGUGAAGUACCUGCCCAAGUCUCUGCUGCUGCCCAUCAACACCUUCGCAGGAGUCAUCCAGUGAAGGAAAGGGGAAAAGGUGCUGUGAGUUGUGACAUGGGAUCAGCACAGAGGACAUGGGGAAAGAAAGCACACCAAAAGCCACCAGCUGUGACUUUAAAUGGCAAUGGUGUGAAUGAAGAGCUGCCCCAGCAGAGGCGGAUGGGCUCGGAGGGGACAGCCACGCCCUGCUGGUGACAGUGUGACAGUCCCUGCCAGGGGCACAGCCACACCCUGCUGGUGACAAUGUGACAUUGGCUGACAGCCCCUGCCAGGGGCACAGCCGUGCUGCAGGACUGAGCUUUCACCUUUUGCACAGCUCAGGGAAAGCUUGGAGCUCCUCCAUUCAGGAAGGGUGAGGAAGAUCCAUGGCUGUCCUGUGGAGCCCAGGGCAGCUGGCAGCAGCAACAUUUAUUUUGGAGAUGUCUCAGCCCAGCAGGGAUCAGGCUUUCACCUCACAUCCCAAACAUUGCUGGUGCUCCCCUAUGCCAGACUUGGGCAGCAAACAUUCUGUCCCUGAAGGAAGUGGGAGGGAGGCAGGAGGCUCACGGGCACAUCAGGAACCCCCUGCACAAGCAGCUGUUGUUGGUGGGAUAAUGUGGAGUUUCCGUGGCUCUACACCCCUCUGCCUCUUUGGGGCUUCACUGUGGGGUUUGUGCACACAAAGAAAAUGCUCAAAAAGCCAAAAGGCUUUGAACCGGGCUGGACUGUGGGCUGUGAGUCCAGAGUUUGUUCUGUAAAGCUGUAAAUUAUGUAGAUGGAUGAUAAAUUAUUUGUAUAGGUGUCACGGAUGACUUGUACCAGAGGGUGCCAAUUGAGAGAAAUUAAGACAAACCCAAGCUGAAACUGCCA